CGCACCUGCUGAUGCGACCUGCUUAGCUGCGCGUUAUCCGACCUCAUCCCUCCCGCCAUUGGCGAUUUACUAGACCCUCAUUCUCCCGGUCGCGGGGUUCACCAGUUCCUUCUGUCACUGUCAGAGAUACUACUCCGUACACACACACACACACAGGCGGCACACACACACCAACACCAACUCCAGCUCCAGCUCCAAUACACAGACAGCUUCGAGCAAAUUGGACAGCCCAGCCUUUCUCGAACACUGCGAUAAUUGCAGAGACACUCUAUUACACGCUUCCCAAGACGCGUCCAGCACAAACUGAGGCAGGGCUACCUACACUCAGGACAAGAACGCCACCGGAAGAUAGCCACGAGAAAUCCACAAGGCUGCCUCGCAAAUUGUUAUGCUGCGUACGAACAAUAAUACAGCGACAAAGCAGCCGACAGACGCUUCCUUUGCCUCUUAACAAUCGCCGUUGAUACCGACGCCCUCGCACCUCACACCUCGCUCCUCGCUCUCUUCAGCUUCCCACCAUCUAUCCUGUCGCAUUCCAUCGCAUACCGUCGCGUCGCAUAACCUCGCUCCGUGAACCCCUGGUCUACUUGUCUCCGAGACCCUGACCAGCAUCCUGUCGCCGUCGCCGUCCCUGAUGUCGACGACAUAAUCGACAACUCCGACCCAUCGUCAUCGUACUUGGCCGACUCCGUUCGCCCACGAGAUAAUCCCCGUCGCUUCCAGGCUGCGAAACCCCCUCCAUUCGCUGGGGAGUCGCGUUUUUCUUCACCCACCCCUCUCUACCACAGACACACACUCCUCGCGCAAACCCUCCGCGGGGACAGGAGCACAGAAGUCGCCCAGAAGGGCAUUCGGCUGCAAGUGACAAGCGCAAGCAUCCGACUAGGCCGCGCUACACCCAAAGGUACAUCCAGCUCUGCCAGCUCUACCUUACUUCCUCAAAGUACCAUUCAGGCUCUUCAGUCUAGCUGCCUGCUCAGGGAAGGGUACUUUGGCUUCACACCCGACGACGGCACGAUUCGACGAGGCACCUUCCAUUCACCCUCCCCCUCCGUACCACGACCUUGCCGUUCUCAUCAGGUCGCCCACUUCUCCCCGUCCAUCCAUCAUCUGUCUAUCCUAUCCGUAAUUACCAUAGGUAUACCUUACCACACGACGUCUUUGCGAACUCCAACCAACCAUCCAUCAUCUUCCCUCCUUCACCAUCGCACGCGCGCAUCUCCACCGGCAACAGCCUUCAGAUUCUGCGCCCACACUUAUUCUUUGCGUCUCGCGGCCUUGUUCACGUAGACAAGGGCUCAUCAACAGCUCCGUUUCUUAUUAUUCAGACGCCGCAAGACACACUUGCUUUACUUCUCGCCGCGUGGAAAUCAAGAGGAGGAAAAAUUCAGCAACUCUUCGCCACACGCUUCUCCUCCUCACAUCUUACAAAGCUGCUACACACAGGCCCUCUCGCCAAAGAACCUACCUACCCGUCACGCCCCAGGCCCCAAGGACACAGACCCUAUCCCAUACUCUAUUGAGUUCUACGGCUUGGUUGUACCGGCGCUGCAACUCAACUCUUGCAUUUCCAUCUAGAGUUCAGAGUUUCCUUAGCCAUACGCCCCCAUAACCCUCUUAUUCCUGUCCUGCGGUACGGAUACAGAAGAGCGAACAAAAGGCAAGAAAAAGCUUCUAUUUCGAUUUCUUCUCAGGCCGCUCCCCCUACCCGUCGUUACUCGACAUACUUUUCCGCCAGGGACAUUUCAGAGCAUCGCGCCAACCAUAUGCACGCAUAAGCCUGCCCUGCAUCACCCAACGCACCCUCCCCAGACCCAGUGUCGCCCUCGCCCGCGACCCGGCCGGAAGGCAAUCCAACUAUAUCAAGACACGUCUUUCGUUGUCCUGAUCUUGUCCUGACGAAUCUACCGGGAGACGUUUGCGCGCUCAAUGUACUCCACUCAGCCGAACGGAGCUGAUAGUGCGACAAUCAACCCGGCUGCCCUCAACUCUCCUGACCUGCUCAACGCAAGCACUCGCGGCAUCAAAAGAAGCCGCUCCCCGGACAACUUCCAGGAAAAUCCAUCUGCAGGCAUUGCCGGUGACUCCAACCCGAGAAAACGUGGAAAGUCAUCCAAGUCCAAAUCAUCCGGUGCCAUUUCCGAGACUGCCGGUCAGGCCCCAGUAGCCAACAUGCCUCAAAAUAUUCCACCACCGCAAACCCCCCAGAACCAGAGCGCGCCGCUGCCUGGGGGUCAAGCCGCCGUCAAUUACGCGCCCGCGCAGGCCUCGCCUCCGCCCAAGACGACACCAACAAAGACUACCUUGAAAGCUCUCCCUACAGUGAGAGAUCACACCACCGACCAGCUGAACCCCGCCGGCGACGAGUACCUCCCGAGAGAAAUCGACGAGUUUGGAGAGAAGAAGGUGAUGCCCAAUGGCCAGUUGUUGGGCGGCCGCGAAUACAGAUGCCGAACUUUCUUAGUUCCCAACCGUGGGGAUAAGCUUUUCAUGCUGGCGACUGAAUGCGCGAGGGUUUUGGGAUACCGAGACUCCUACCUUCUCUUCAACAAGAAUAGGUCGCUCUUCAAGAUCAUUGCCAGCCAACCCGAGAAGGACGACCUCGUCAGCCAAGAGAUCCUGCCAUUCUCUUACAGAUCGCGACAAAUUGCCAUUGUCACGGCCCGAUCCAUGUUCCGCCAGUUUGGAAGUCGCGUCAUUGUCAACGGUCGAAGAGUUCGGGAUGAUUACUGGGAGACAAAGGCCCGUAAACAAGGAUUCACAGAGGCCGACCCCGCUGGCGAAAAGCGUCCAGGAGCAGCCAAGGCCAGAGAAGCCGCAGCCGAGGCGCAGAACCAGGUCCUACUGGGUGGCCCUCACGGUGAGAUCGUCUACAGCAACACACCCAGCCAAUUCCCCGGCGCCCCUCAACCCCAAAUCGUCCAACCAGGUAUGCUUGGAGCGCCAACCGGAACUACGACCAGGAUGCCCGUGAUAACACUAGGAUCAGAGCUCAAUGACAACCGCCCUCGCGACUACAGCGGAAUUCUCAAGGGAGGUCCACGUCAGGAAAUUACCGGCCCGGCUUACCAGGAUCAAACUCGACCUGCUCAGAUUGGAGAAGUCCAUGCCCAGGCCCACCACGCUGCCGAGUACAACCGGUCUCUCAACCAGCAACGGGAGAUGCGAGGCGACUACCUCCAGGGUAUUUGGAGAAGGCCGCAUGAGCAGCCCCAGUCGACGAAUCUCGUACAAAAUGUCACCACCAGCGAAGCCGCCGUUCCUGCUACCCGAGCAACACAAUCGCCGCACACUACGGCGAGCAAUAUGCCGUCGCAGUCAGGCAUCGUGCCCAACCAAAGUCCUCAAAUGAUGAUGACAGCCCCACCGUACUCUCAAUCGAUCCAUGCGCAGAAUCCCAUCAGCCAGGCUCCAAUGAGAGGCAUGGCUCAGCCAUCUGCCCAAAAGAACAAUAAGCCGACGACGUUGCCUGCAGCCGGGAGUGCGAGCAGCAUGCCUCAGGGUGCCCAGGGCUAUCACUACCCAGGAACUGGCCAAAUGUGGCCCCAGACGCAGCAGACUCCUCAACAACACAACUACUCUGGAUACACGACACAGGGCCAGCAGCCGCAUCAGCAAUCGCCAGCUCCCCAACUGCGACAUGCAACCAGCGGCGUGCAGCCGGGCAUGCAGUUUUCGGGAAUGCCAGGCAUGGGACAGAGUUAUGGGGCCGCCGGCCAAGGGAUCUAUCCGACAGACCAAACCCCGCGUCAGUAUAUGCCCCAGCCGAACCAGGGAUCUCCGGCCGUGACGCAGGCCUGGUCCAACCAGCAAACGCCAGCCCAAUGGUGGUCGAACCAACCUCAAUGAGGACCGGAGAAGAGAGUCGAAACACGAUGACCCCGUUCAAGUCGCGAAUUCGCUUCUACAACAAACAGCGUUAUGUCAACUACACUUUUUUGUCCCUUUGAUAUAUAUAGGCGGCGGUUACUCCCUGGCUUUCGCCGGUUUGGCAGCCUUGCUGCCCUUCUGAAGGAUACCCAAGCAUACAGUUCGGUGGAGGCUAUGUGCUUUUGGGCUGCGGGCCUGUCAGUCUUCGUACAGCAUUUUGGCCGAGAAGGAUGGAUAGAGGAGUAGUGGGGAACUAGGAACACGGGGGCUCAGGUCCUCGGCGGAGGGAAGGGUCUUUUCACUGUAACGCGCCUCUAUUCGUGGUUUAGUCAAACUUGCUGGCAUCUUAGGGAGGAUGCAUUGUUUCUUUUCUGUUGAUCAUUGUUGGAUUCGAUUCUUUCAGACUCAUCAUCACCCGUGGACACCUUUUUUUCUGUUUCGACUGUUUCUGAUUUCUUUCGCCGUUGGCACACGGGCACCUCCGACUUCAGUUUGAUACCAUCGCCGUCCUCCAUCACCGAUUCGCUUCGCUUCACGAGCUGUCUUAGUUAGUCCUUCUCAUCUUCUCGAAUACACGAUACCACACGAAUACCACGUCCACGCUUUCACAUCGCCGCGAAACUGAAUACACAUCACUCAGCCACAUUAGCUGCCGCGGCAAUGUUGACGAAUAUGGCAGUAUUGAGCCUCGUUACUCAGCAGCACCUGAUCUCAGCGAAUCAGGAAGAUGUGGCCGCGAGGCCAUACACAGUGUCAGUUCUCUGGGAUCCUUGGAGCCUGAGCUUUCAUGCUUAAGACCAAGCUCAUCUCUCACGUUGAAGGACACUUGUGUUCUGGUGUGUUCUGAUAUCGAUAUGGCCCAUGAGGUAUGACCGGGCGCUUCUCUGACAGGGAGUCAAGGUUAUCACGAAAGCGAAGAACCAUGUGGACGACAAGUUACAAUAUGGUUUUAAGGUUUAUCCACAAUCUAGGGUGCACCCUUUUUACAGAGACAGCGAAAGCGCUUUGGGUCGUCCUUGGAGGGGGCACUUGACAUGGGCGAGGACCCUUUUCAGUCUGCACGUCGGCGGUCAAAUGAUUUUGGCCUUGUUUUAUCUUUGUGUCGGCCGAUACAGCAGCAUCGAUGGAGUUGUGUGUGUAUUGCUCUUGGGUGAAACUUGAUAUUGGUCGUAGUGUUUUGGUUAACCAGGAACCCGGGAAGCGCCAUGAUCCGGCAUCGGGGUGGGAUUUGUUUCGUUUCUUCCGCGGCAAAGUGGCAGUGGCAGGGAGGCUUCUCUGGGAUUGGAUUGCAUGAGGGCCGUGUCGAUCGAACACCUGUGGCUCGCGUUUGCUUUUUUGUUCGUCUGGGGUCCCUUUUUUUUUUUUUUCUUCUUGUUUCUUGAUUGUACAACUCGAUUGCGCGACUGACGGGCGGGCGGGCGGUGCGGACACGAGAUGAGAUGGGGUGGCCGUUUGGAG
This is a messenger RNA of Colletotrichum scovillei, 5328 nucleotides long. RefSeq names its product chromatin remodeling complex subunit. The transcript has 3 exons. The coding region runs from base 1930 to 3849 and encodes 639 amino acids. The record is from RefSeq and is a predicted model, not a curated record. Gene Ontology annotation, cellular component: nucleus. Gene Ontology annotation, molecular function: chromatin DNA binding. NCBI's taxonomy places the organism in Eukaryota, Fungi, Ascomycota, Sordariomycetes, Glomerellales, Glomerellaceae.